Molecule: messenger RNA, 1523 nt
Organism: Paramisgurnus dabryanus
Lineage: Eukaryota; Metazoa; Chordata; Actinopteri; Cypriniformes; Cobitidae
Gene: trmt10b
Product: tRNA methyltransferase 10B
Biological process (GO): tRNA N1-guanine methylation
Cellular component (GO): nucleoplasm; nucleus
Molecular function (GO): tRNA binding
Source: RefSeq, a predicted model, not a curated record
CGACACUCAGGACUUGUCCGUUCGAAGUGGAUGUAAAGUCUGUUUAAAAAACUCGUCAGUUCUCUUAAACCGUUUAAAGACUUUUGUUCUAUUUAUUUCUUAUUUAUACAUAGCUUUACUGGAUAUAAUGUUGUUACUUCAUCAUAACAUAUGACGGGAAAAGUUUUAUGUUUGGAACCACACCACCGAACGUACAUGCAAACGGCACUUGCAUUUGUGACCCUCGAUUGAGUUAUUGCCGUGUAGAUUUUUAAGAGCUAUUUUAUUUAAAGUAUUGUUAUUUUCUUGCGAGGAAAUAUCACAUCAUCUUGGAUUUAAAGUAAAACGAAUGGACAACGAAACACCACAACAUGCCCCUUGUUACGACGAAGGACUGUUGCAACCACACGACACCUUGAUCUCCGAGUUAUUUGAUUUUAUGCGUAUCGAAUUGGAAACCGAACCCGCUGGUAUUGACAGAGAGGAAAGGACGUGUUCUAAAAAUGUCAUGCGAAAGCAGCGUAACUGGGAAAGAAAAGUGGAGACGAAGAAAAGUAAAAGAAAAGAGGAGAAACAAAGGAAGAAGCUCAACAGUCAAAAUAAAGAUAUUUAUGGACCACAGCUAAGUAAGCGUGUCAUUAAAGCAAUUACAAAGGAGAGACUGGAGGAGGCCAGAGAUUCAGGACUGCGUCUGUGUGUGGACCUCAGCAUGACCGAUCAUAUGUCACAUAAAGAAAUCAGCCGUCUUGCAGGUCAGAUAAGGCGCCUCUAUGGAUCCAACAAGAAGGCUUUACACCCGUUCCACCUUUUCCUGACAGAUUUGAAAGAGGACAGUCUGCUGUAUAAAGAAUGUGUUAGGAUGAAUGACGGCUUCAAGAAUUAUUUGAUUGAUGUGACGGGGGAGAGUUGGUGCCAUCUAUUUCCCUCAAAUGAUGUGAUAUAUUUAACCCCAGACGCAAGUGAAGCUUUGGAACACUUGGAGGAAAAUAAAGUUUAUAUCUUAGGGGGUUUAGUGGAUGAAAGCAUAAAAAAGAAAAUAACCUUUACAAGAGCAAAAGAGCUUGGAGUCCGCAUGGUAAGACUGCCUAUUGAUGAGUACAUGGUGAAGAGGUCCAACCCCAAAAACUUCCACUCCAAAAUCUUAGCCAUCAAUCAAGUGUUUGAAAUCCUGCUGGCUUUUUAUGAGACCAAAGAUUGGACAACAGCACUUGCUUCUGGUAUCCCACCUGGAAAGGGAUACAUGGUGAUGUCACAAGCAUCUACAGAGGUCAGACUGUGAUCGGCCCUCCAGAGGAGCUGUGAGCCAGCAUGGUCCAUAAAAUUAAUGGCAGGCUUUGGUUACACUGACAUUUUUGUGGCCUUGCCCAAUAUACAUUCACCAUGUUUACAACAUUAUGUAUGGCAUGUUUCCCCAGGUGCCAGCUAAUAUUUCAAAUAACAGUAUCUUUUGUAUCAUUUUUAAUAAUACUGAAUAAUUGUUUCAGGAAAAGUUUUUUGUCAGUAUUAAAGAGAUCAGGAUUGAAAAACUGAUAUUCUUCAAUGUC